AUGGUUGACGCUAAAGGUAGUACGCCAUGUUUGAUUGGUGAUUCGAUAAGGAACAUCAACGAUGAGAAUAGUUUGGAUUUCCAAUAUAACAACCAGUUUAAUGAAGAAGGUGAAGCUUCGAGAUUACUAACGCCACAAACGAGUUCUAAUCACGCCUUGAACAAGAUUCAGAAGGAUAGUGAUAUCCGAGAUAGAUCAUAUACAUCCGUAGCGGAAUUGAACCGUGAAGGUGCUUUGCUAACUGACGAAGUUGAUUUAGAAAACGUCGAUGCUUCGAAAGUUCGCAGUGGUAGAGAUGACGUCGAGGCUGAGGAAAAGAGGAAAAAACUUCUGUUGUUGAAGAGGAAACAAAGAAACAGUGCGAUUAAUUCAGACAGCUUCUCCUCCACUUCGUUACGUGCUUCGAAAUCUAACUCACUGAUUACAUCGACUGACCCAAUCGAAGACCAUAUCAGCAAAUAUUCGUCGUCAGGCACGCCGGUCGAUGUCGCAACCAAUGCAAACCAAGAAGAUGAAGACAUUAUCAGGAACUCUUAUGGGCAAAUGAUCAAAAAUAAUUCAAAUAGGCCACAUUUAGCGAAGGGUGAAUCAUAUCAAUCAGCAGAACAAGAAGUAGAUCAUAUGGCGCCUGAGAAAUCAGAAAAAAGACAAGAGAGAAGCGGGAGAUCUUUUGAUAGACAGACAUCAUCCGCUGAAUUUUUAAGAUCCUUGUCGAGGUCAAUUAGUCGUGGACCUAAAAAAAAUAAAACGGUUUCACCUACCAAAGGAGAGGACUCAAGGUUAUAUAGUACUAGCAACUACUCUAUAUCGUUAGUUGAUUUGGAGAAUGGUCCUAAGGUUAUUCCAGAAACUCUGGAAGAAGAGCAGGAAGACGCCGAAAAAGAGGGUAUUUUGUUGGAAGAUGAAGGCAACGAGGAAUACACUAAAGACUUGGAAGAAGCAGCUAACAAAGUUCAACAACUAUGA
Molecule: messenger RNA, 966 nt
Organism: Saccharomyces mikatae IFO 1815
Lineage: Eukaryota; Fungi; Ascomycota; Saccharomycetes; Saccharomycetales; Saccharomycetaceae
Exons: 1
Coding region: 1-966 (321 amino acids)
Source: RefSeq, a predicted model, not a curated record